GGUAGUCGGUAAAUGGUAAACGUAAAGUAAAAACUAAAAAGUUAGUCAGUUAGUCAGUUGACAGUUUCACUUCAGAAAGUGGAAACGUAACGAAGUUACGAAGGCGUGUUUUGUCUGUUUUAAUAGAUUAUCGUUAAUUCGUUGUAUCCGGUUUAGAGUUCAGAUAUGUUAUUGUAUUUGAAUUUUUCUAGUAAUUUUUUAUCUUAUUUUUAAUUAUAAGUGUAAGCCGCUGAAUGCAAAUCGCCGGUGUGUACAUAAAACGCCAAAAUACUAUGGACAGUUGCAACAUUAAAGUGGCCAUCAAGGUCCGUCCUUUAAAUUAUAAGGAACAGUUGGAUGAUAAGGUUUACUGGAAAAUAGAAUCCGACAGUGUUAUUCACAUUGAUCAAAUAACUAAAAAGAAGAACGGAGAACAAUUUUUUUUUGAUAGAGUAUUUUGCGAUAAAUCAACAAAUUAUGACGUGUUUGAUGAGAUUGUCAGACCAAUUAUUGACAGAGGAGUGCAAGGGUUUAAUGGUACUGUAUUUGCUUAUGGUCAAACUGGUUCUGGUAAAACAUUCACUAUGUCUGGUGAUCAGUCCAACCCUGGAAUUAUUCCAUUAGCCAUUAACUACAUGUUUAAUGUUAUGAAUAAUUCCACUAGUAGAGAAUAUUUAUUAAGAGCUUGUUACUUAGAAAUUUACAACGAAAAAGUUAUAGAUUUACUAGAAAAAAAAAAUAACAGAAAUCAAACAAAAAAAAUUGAAAUUCAGAAAGAUGGCUUACAUAUUACACCAUUAAAGGCUAUAGUUUGUCAAAAUUCACAAAUGGUUAUUGAUCUUAUGAGAAUAGGUGAGAAAAAUCGGAGUAUUGGAGAAACAGAUAUGAAUGAAAGAUCAUCAAGAUCCCAUACAAUAUUUCGCAUUAUUCUAGAAAGUCGCAACAUAGAUGAUGAUUGUGAUGGAGCUUACCAACAAUCUGUGAUCAAUUUAGUUGACUUGGCUGGUUCAGAGCGCAGUAGUCAAACUCAGUCAUCUAUGGAACGAUUUAAAGAAGGUUGCAAGAUUAAUAGUUCUUUAACAACUCUUGGUCUUGUUAUCCAACAACUUAGUGAAUGUCCAGAUAGCUCACAACAUGUCAACUUUCGUGAUAGUAAACUUACGAGAAUUUUACAAACAUCUCUUGGUGGAAAUUCUUUAACUGCAAUUAUUUGUACAGUAACCUUAGCAGUUGAAGAUCAAACAUCUAAUACAUUGAGUUUUGCUUCUCGUGCCAAAAAGAUUAAAAAUACUGCUAAAGUAAAUGAGAAUGUCACAGAUGAAACUCUUUUGAAACGUUAUAGAGUUCAACUUUCUAAAUUGAAUAAAGAAUUAGAGGGUAUAAAACAAAAUCAAUUUGAAAAUGAUGAAGUUAAUGAAAUUAAAUAUAAGUAUCAAGAAGAAAAACGAACUAAUGAAGAAUUAAAGGAACGUAUAAUGCGUUUACAAAAUAAUAUGAUAACUUCUGCUCAUAUAGAUCAACCCUCAAAUAAAAAAGGGUAUCAGCGAAGAAGAACUUGGGGAGGAAAACUUGAUAAUACAUUUUCUUCAAAUAGUAUUCUUGAAACUAUUGAAGAAGAUGUCAAUAUGCAUAGACCAAGUGUACCAUCUAACUUUGGAAAACAAAAUAAAGAAUUUAGAACACCAUUAGAGUCAUUUGAAUGGGAUUUAAUUAGAGAAGAAGAUUGCUCAGCUGUUACUGAAUCUAUAAAUAAAGAAAAUACUGAACAUAAUUUUUCUCCACCUUCCAACAUUCCAUUCAAUGUUUGUGAAACCCCUAAAAAAGUUUUAAGAGAACGUGUAAAUAAUUACAAAAAUAUGUUUGAAAUGAGUAUGAAAGAAAACAAUGAGCUUAGAGAAUUCACAACUCUUGAAAAACAAAUGUUUUAUAAUAAUAAUGAGCAACUAAAAGAAUUGACUAAUUUAAGUAAAGAAGUUGAGAAUCUUCAAACCGAAAAAAAAGAAUCUGAAAAAAUGAUUGAAAAACUUAAACAUUCAAUUCAAUUAGUUGAAAAUGAAAAACGUGAUAUUGAAGUUAUCAUGGAAGUACAAAAAAAUAUGCAUGAUAAACGUGAAACAGAACUUCUAGCUACAAUUCAGGAAACAAGAGAAGAGUUAAAAAUAAAGGAGGAUCAAUUAAAAAAAACCAUAUUAAGUGAUAACUUUAUGGCAGAAAAGCAAGAAGAAAUUAAAAGACUUGAAAUGAAAAUUAAAGAAAUGUAUCAAUUAAAUAAUACGUAUAUUAAUGAAAUAGACAGUUUAAAAUUACAAUUGUUAAAUAAAGACCAGCAACUCAAUUUAGAAGCGUCCAAACAAUGUUCACUUUUAAAUGAGUUAUCUCUUCUGAAAAAUGAUGCUGCUGAAGUUAAAUCAGUCCCAUGCUCUAUUAAAUUUUUAGCUGAUAAAGGGUAUUUUACUCUCAGAAAAUGUGAAAUAUUGGAACUGGAUCAAUUAUUAGAACAUAUCCAUAAUACAGUUGAACAAUUACAACUAGAAAACCAAAGUUUAGUAGAUGAAAACAACAAUUUGAAAUUAAUUACAAAUGAAUUUAAUAUUCAGAUGAAAAACAUAAAAAAAGAAAAUUAUGAAUUGAGUUUAAAACUAAAUUCAAUUGAAGAAAAUAUUAAGUCUAUCAUAAAAGAUUUCAGUGGAAGUUCUGAGAUAAAUGUUGACAAUUCAGAUACAAAAUGUUUAAUUGAUUUUGCAGUUACACAUUUUGAAGAAAACACAAACAAAAUUGAUAUACUUUCAAACAAGAAUUUAAUUUUAGAAGAAAAAUUGUCUUUAUCAAAUACUAAACUAAAUGAAAUUAAAUCAUUUGUAUUUCAUAAUCUCGAUUGUAUUCUUCAAAGUAUUUCUGUCAUGGAAGUUGAAUCAAGUACUGAAAUGGAGAAAUUUAAGAAGCAACUUUCAGAAACUAUAGAAGAAAAUAUAUUUUUGAAAUCCAGUAUUCAAGCAUUUGACAAAUUAACAUUUGAAUGUGUUGAUAUUAUUGAAAAAGUAAAGACUAAUCAUUUGAAGAUUAUUGAUCUUCAAGAAGAACUUGCUAUCUGCAAUGCUUUUAAAAUUGAAUUACAAGUACAAGUUGAUGAAUUAAAUGGAUUGAAUGCAAAUCUUAAUAUGUUAAUUGAAAACCAAACUAAAGUUAAAAAUGAAAUUAAGGACGGUCAGGAUGUUGAAUCUAACAAAUUUAAUAGUGACCAUAGUACAAUAAAUGAAGUGCAAUUGAUAAUUAAAGAAAAUGAAAUUAAAAGCGAUUCAAUCAUUGGUAUGGACCAAUUAAGAACUGAACUUGAAACUGUUAAAUCAAACCUUGAAGAUAAAUCAAAUACAAUAGGGACACCUGAAAAAACUAAUUUAGAAUUAUUAUCUGAAUAUAGUGAUUUAGAGAAAUGUUAUAAAUCAAAUACUAGAUGCAUUGAUGAAAAAGAUGAAAUUAAAAAACAGUUACAAAAUAAAUCUGUUAUAAACACAUAUGGUUUGCCAGAUGCACUUAAAAAAUUAAAAGAAAUGAAUAUUAAGCUUGAACUAAAUGAUUCUGAAAUAGACAAAUUAAAGACUUCUUUAAAUGUUGUGAAACUUGAACUUAAUGAAAAGCUUAAACUCAUUGAAAUAGAAAAUUCUAAAUUUGAAGUUACUCAAAAUGAGAAAUUAGAAGAAAUUAGUCAGCUUAACAGUAUAAAUUCUACACUUACUGUUAAAAUUGAUAACGAAGAUGAUAUUUAUAGUAAAUUGCUGAUAAAAACUAAAGAAUUAGAAAAUGCAACUUCGCAAAUUAAUGUGUUACAAUUAUCAAUUGAAGAAAUGAAAAUAAAUACAAAUUCUAAUAUUACUAUUAUUGAAAGAUUAAAUCAUGAACUCAAUACUACAAAAUUUGAACUAGAAGAAAAAAUUAAACUUGUUGAUCAAUUAAAAAAUAAUAAAUCCGAAGAAUUAAUGGGUAAUAAUUUAGAUAGAAUUUCUGAACUUGAUGAAAUUAUUACAAAACUUAAAUCUGAAUUGGAAGAGAAAUUAAACAAUGAAAAAACAUUGAAUAAUGAAUUACGGGUUGUUACAGUAGAAUUGGAUGGUGCUAUUCUUAAAGUUGAUGAAGUAAAAUCAGUAAUUAACAAUUUAAAUAUAAAUAACAUAUCCUAUAUUUCUAUUGUAGAACAACUGAACUAUGAACUUAAGUGUAUCAAAUCUACUCUUAAUGAAAAAAAUGAAUUCAUUUUUGAAUUGGAAAACACUAAUUUAGAACUUGCUACAAAAAGUAAAAAGUCUGAUGAUCAAUUAAAUAAAAUUAUCGCUGACCUUAAAGUUAAUUUAGAAGACAAAAUUAAAGUUGAAAAUGAAUUACGAGAUGAACUUAUAUCUAAAACUAAUGAAUUAGAAUAUUCAAAGGUCCAAAAUAAUAAAUUUGAAAUGAUGGUAGAAAGUAUGGAGAAUGAAUUAAAAUCAAAUAUUUUAUUAUUAGAGGAAUGUAAAUCUGAUUUAGCCAUGAAAUCGAAUUUAUUAUUCGAAUUAGAAAAUGUAAAUGUUGAAUUAACUAUAAAAUAUGAUAAAAUUAAUCAAACAAUGUUAAAAAACGUAAAGGAUAAUGAACAAAAUUAUUUAGACAUUCAAAAUCAGCUACAUUUAGUUAUCCAAGAAAAAUCAUUAAUUCAAACCGAUUUGGAUCUGAUUAGCCAAAAGUUUAUAGAAAUAUCAAAACAUCAUGAUGAGACAAAAAAUAAUUUAGAAAAAAAAAUACAACAACAAGUAUUAAAUUACCAUAUUUUAUAUACAGAAUUUGUUAAUUUGUCUUGUGAUAUUGAAUCAUUAAUAAAACAUCAAUCUAUUAAAGAAUCUAAUUUGAGAGAAGAAAUUCUACUAAAAUCUACAGAGCUUGAACUCUUGCAAAAACAAGUGCUUGAGUCUAGUUUACAGCAAGAAUAUGAUAGACUAGAAGAAGAAUAUAUGUUAAGAUCUCGUGAAUGUGAUGAAGCACGACAAAAAAUAAUAAACUUUGAAUCAGAAUUAUCAAAGAAUGAAGAAUCUAAAAAAAUACUUAGAAAUAAUUUGGAAUCCAAAUGUAUUGCUUUGGAAGAAUAUAAGAAAAAUGUUGAGUUUUUGUUUUCAAGAAAUGAUUCAUUUCAAAUUAGGGUUAAUGACUUUGAAGAUAAUGUUUUAGUAGGUUUAAAUGAAGAAUUUGAUUUAAUGAAAUCAGAAUUAUCAAAAAAAACAGAGUAUGAAAAAAUUUUAAUAGAGGAAAAAGCAAAUCUUGAAUGUGACUUAAACAAACUUCAAGAAAAAUUUGCUAACAUUACUAAAGAAAUGGAACUUAGUGAAGAACGAUGUGAAGAUUUGGCUUCAAUUAUUAAUGUUUUAGUAAUUGAAAUAAAGGAUGCAAACUCUGUUAAACAAAAUUUAGAGUGUUGUUUGAAUGAAGCUGAACAUGAAUUAUUAAAGUCUGGAGACUACUGUGAAAACCUUAAAUUAGAAUUAUAUAGUUUACAAAGAGAAUUAGAAAAUGCAUGCAUCAAUACUGAAUGUGUAGAAAAAGAAUUACAGAAUUUAAAAUUUAAAUUGAAUGAAAACAUUGAUAAAAAAGACUUAAAUGGUGGUGAUGUAAGAAAUAAAUUAAUUGAUCCACUUGUAGAUUAUGUACAUGAUAUUAAAUUGAAACUCACUGAACUCAAUUCUGCUAUAAUAUCAGGAAACCAAAGUGAAAAGCAAUUUAGAUCAAAAGUGAUGUCAGCUGAAGAUAAUAGUUUACCACAUGAUGAGACAUUGAAGAUAAACUGUGGCUCCCAAUUUGAUUCUACAGAUAUUGAUAUUGGUUUAGAAAUUGAAAAUUUACAUAAGACAUUAAAAGAAAAAAAUGAUCUGAUCAACAAUCUUCAAACAUCUAAAAAUAAUAUGGAAAAACACAUUGUUGAACUUCAAUGCCAAGUGAAGAAACAAUUUGAUGAAAAUAAUAAAUAUAUUGAUGAUAUAACAUUGAUGGAAAAUGAUCUAAAAGAAAAAACAUAUUUAGUAAGAAAUUUAAAUGAAGAAUUGAAUCAACUCAAAUUAUUAAAUGACAAACUAAAAGAAAUAAAUAAUGAGCCACAAGACCAAAUUAUUAAAUUAUCUGAUGUAAAUGAAAAAUUAAUAAGUGAUAUAACAUUAAUGGAAAACGAUUUAAAAGAAAAAACAUCAUUGAUAAGUAAUUUAAAAAAUGAAUUGAAUGAACUUAAAAUACAACAUAAUAAACUUGAAGAACAUAACCAGGCUAAUAAAGAACAAAUUUAUUAUAGCUAUGAUAUUGAUACAGAAUUAAGAAAUGGUAAAAGGAAUAUUAUAAAUGAAAUUAAUCUCCUUGAACCUGGAAAAAUUACAGGUGUUCUUACUGAUCAUAAUUUGUCAAAUUUAUUGGAUAUGUUUGUCAGCCUCAUAAUGACUAAAGAACAACAAAUUGUAACUGAUUUAGUUAAUGAACACAACAAGGUCAAACAAUUAUUUGAAGAUCAAAUCAAGCAGUUCCAAGAAGACAUUAAAAAAGGAAAAGAAUGGCAAGAACAAGUUGAAAAUGAUAAUGAAAAACUUGGUCUUGAACUUGAAAAUCUUAAAUCUCAAAAACACAAUUUCCCUAGUAGAGAAUUAAAAAUAAAAGAAUUGACAGAAAAAGUAUUAGAAGCAGAAAAUGUAUCUUUUAAUUAUCUGAAUGAAUUGCAAGAAUUAAAGACCCAAUUGAGUAAAACCAGUGAACAAAAUUAUCAGUUAUUAUCAGAAGAAUUUGAAGUAUUCAAGACUAAUUCGGAGGUGUCUAUACAAGAUUUGAAAAAUAAACUUGAAAAUCUAACCAAACAGUAUAAUGAAUCGUUAAGUAUGUACAAAGAUCAAAAAAAUUGUUGUUUUAGUCUGGAAGAUAAAAUAGAAAAAAUUCAAUCAGAAUGCGAUUAUCUAAAAUCUAUAAUUGAAAAAAAAGAUGAAGAUAUUAAAAACUUACUUGAAGGAUUUAAAUUGAAAACAAAUGAAUAUGAAACAUUGAUUGAAAAAUAUAGUUUACAAAAAGAAGAAAUUAAAAUUAAUCAUGAAAAAAAAAUUAAUGAACUAGAAUUUGAUUUAAGUAAUAUCAAACAUCAGAUGUAUUGUACAGAAAAGUUGCUUAAAGAAAUAAAAAAAAAUAAUGAACUACUCCUUGAAGAGAAUUCAUUAAAUUUAUCAAAAAUAAAACAUAUGCAAGAAAAUAAUAAUUCGCCUCUACAAAUAGUAGAAUUAGAGGGUGAUAGUGAAAUAACUAAAGUUGACAAAACAAAAUUAGAGAGUUUGGAGAAAGAGUUACUAGUAAAGAGUACAGAACUUGAAAACCUGGAAACAGAUUUAAAAUUGAAAACCAUAAAACUUGAGGAAACUGAAACACAAUGCUCAAAACUAGUCCAUGCUCUUGAAGUUCAUAAAUUAAAAAAUAAUGAAUUAGAGAAACAAUUAGAAAGUUUUUAUCAGACUUUAAAGAUAAAAGAUGACAAAAUUGAAGAUUAUCAAAUUAAAUUGAAAUUGAAUGAAGAUAGUUUAAUUGAAAUAAAUAACAUAACUGAUAAAUUAAGAAAAAUACUGAAGUGCAAUGAUUCAAUAUCAGCACUUUACGACAAUGUCUGUUCAUUAAUGAUCAAAUGUGAAAGCUUAGAAGAAGAAAUUGAAGAAUUGAAACAGUCUAAUGUCGACUUGGACAAUGAAUGCGAAUCUAUGUUAGAAGAGGUAAAAAAUAAAGAUGAUAAGAUAACAGAACUUUUAACUCAAUUAGAUGAGUUGAAGACAAACAUUGAAUUAUUAACAGAAGAAAGAGAUUUUUUGAAAAACAAAACUGAACAAUUUAAAAAUUUCAAUGAAGAUGUCAAAAAAUUAAAUGAAGAGAUAUUUGGUUAUGAACAAAAUAUAUAUGAAUUAAGAAAAGACAAAGGUCAGCUAAUUAUACAACACGAUAAAGAACUAAAACAAUUGAAAAUGGAAUUAAAUAAAGUCCAAACAAAAAACUUGGAACUAUCAAAUGAAUACAGUAAAUUAUCAGAAACUGCUAAAACUUUGGAAAAAUCAUUAAAAGAAGACAUACAACAAUUAAAUAGAUGUAUUGUGGAUAAAAAUGCGAAAAUAUCCACAUUAGAAUUAUUUUCCAAAACAAACACUGAUGAUCUCAAAAAGAAGAAUCAUGAAUUAGAAAAUGUCUUUAAAAGAGCAAGAGAUGAGAAUCAUAUGUUGCGCAGAGAAAUACGCCGUUUGAAAGAAAUUACAAAUGUACAUAGAGUUGAUCAAUGUACUCAGACUAAUGAAGAACAAAGCUUAGUGAGUAGUGCAAUAGUGGCUGACCAUAAAAGCAUGAUUGAUAGAAUCGCUAAAUUUGAAAAAGACAAUAAAAUGAUGAAAAUGAUGUUACAUCAUCGUAAAGCUAAGAUUGAAGAACUUGAAAAGCAACUUAAUGAGAAAAAUUGUUAAAAUUUAAUUUAAAAUGUGUAGCUUCAACUCUGCAGUUAAAUGUUUAUAAUUUUUAUUUAUUCGUAUGUUUCUAAGUUAUUUAAACUAUUCAAUAUGCAUUUGUUUGACUGUUUAAUUUAAGUAUUGAAUUAUAUUUUUUCUAUAUUUAAUUAUAAAACUAUAUCUAUAACCCAUUUAGUAUUUGCUAUGUAUAAUAUAUUGAUUUUCAAUAUGAAAUAUUUGUGUUAUAAUUGAAAAUAAAUUUAAUUCUUGUUAAAUAUGUCUGACGUCCACUGUAAAUAAAAAUGAUUGUAAAUAACUUAAGUUAUUAUUAUUAUUUAGAAAUAAUAACAUUGAACGUUUAACAUUGAGUACUAAAUUAUUACCAAAAUUAUUUUGAUUAGUUAGUUCUAUUCUUUUAUAUUUUAAUAAACUUAUUUUAUAGUAUUGUACAUUUACAUACUCAAGUAGU
Messenger RNA from Rhopalosiphum maidis (corn leaf aphid), 8901 nucleotides. Its product is annotated as kinesin-related protein 4-like. The record is from RefSeq and is a predicted model, not a curated record. Bases 234 to 8450 code for a protein of 2738 amino acids. NCBI's taxonomy places the organism in Eukaryota, Metazoa, Arthropoda, Insecta, Hemiptera, Aphididae. The transcript is spliced from 15 exons. Gene Ontology annotation, molecular function: ATP binding; plus-end-directed microtubule motor activity; microtubule binding. Gene Ontology annotation, cellular component: microtubule. Gene Ontology annotation, biological process: mitotic cell cycle; microtubule-based movement.